GUGAUCUGCACACUUCAUCAAAAGUACCCGGCAGGAUGCUAAGCCGCCCAGCUUACGUGCUGGAACCGUCUAUCUGCCUUGUGAUGACGGCAAAGAUAACGACCAGAUUCGACCGGAGACCGUCAGCUGCCUAGUCAGUAAUCGGCAAGACAAACCCCGCACUCUGUCUCAUCUUUUAGCCAUCUUGACGACUUAACAUAAGACGUUGAAACCACCCACUCCGCGUCGGUUGAAACAAACUCGACCACUUACCCAGAAUGGCGCCGCGAACUCGUGAAGAGCUUCUGGCUUACGGGGUGCCCGAUCCCCUUUUUGAGGCCGAGCUUGCGGCCAACCCGUUGCGAGACCCCCAACCAAGCGACCCGUACUACGGCCGGAACGACCUCGCCGCGAAGCGGGAGCACCGGGCCACGCGUCUACGCGAGUUUCGCCACCUGCGCUACCUCCCGGGACCCAUCCCGGACCAGGUCCGCGAGGAGGACCGCAAGAUCCCCGCCAGAGAUGGCCACGAGCUAACCAUCCGGGUCUACACCCCUGUGGGCGCCCCUCCGCCAGAGGGAGGGCGCCCGCUCGUUGUCAUGUACCACGAGGGCGGCUGGUGGUCGGGCGAUCUCUCGGACGAGGAGGUGAACUGCCGGCUCUUCAGUCGCGACCUGGGGGCGGUCUGCGUCAACAUCGACUAUCGCCUUGCGCCCGAGUUCGCCUUCCCGACAUUCAUCAACGAUUGUUGGGACGCUCUGCAAUGGGUCGCUGGGAACGCCUCGAGCCUGGGCGCGAACCCUUCCCGUGGCUUCAUCAUCGGCGGCGGCUCGGCGGGCGGCAACAUCGCCGCCGUUCUUGCUCACCUCGCCCGCGACAACGAGCUCUCCCCACCCCUGACCGGGCAGUACCUCUGCGUGCCAGCCAUCAUGUGUCUGCUGCCCCCGGAGGCCAUCCCGGAACAGUACCGUUUCGAGUACCUCAGCCAUCCCUCAGUCAUCCCCUCCAAGGACCCCGUCUCGGGCGCCCUUGCGAGCGACGGAGGCGCCGCCUUGCAGAGCAUCGUGCAGCCGGACAUGCAGAGCCCGCUCUUCGUACCCUUCCGGUUCGGGAUGUUCGGGCAGGGGCACAAGGGCCUACCGCCCGCCUACAUCCAGGUGGCAGGGCUAGAUCCUUUACGGGACGAGGGCCUCAUCUACGAGCGCUUGUUGAGAGAAGAGGCGGGCGUCGCGACCAAGCUGGACAUCUACCCCGGCCUCCCGCAUUACUUUUGGACAAACUUCCCGCGGCUCGAGAAGAGCAGGCAGUUCGUGGAAAACUCUGUGCAAGGUGUCCGUUGGCUGUUGGAGCAGAAGUAGGGCCGAUGAGAACAUCACGUGUUGAGACACUACAGACGUCAAUUUCAGAUAUGAUAUGCAUACGCACAUCCACGAUUC
Colletotrichum navitas is the source of this 1415-nucleotide messenger RNA. Its product is annotated as lipase 2. The transcript has 4 exons. Bases 258 to 1337 code for a protein of 359 amino acids. Lineage: Eukaryota; Fungi; Ascomycota; Sordariomycetes; Glomerellales; Glomerellaceae. The record is from RefSeq and is a predicted model, not a curated record. Gene Ontology annotation, molecular function: hydrolase activity.